This is a messenger RNA of Nothobranchius furzeri (turquoise killifish), 1780 nucleotides long. Its product is annotated as ammonium transporter Rh type B-A. Gene Ontology annotation, molecular function: ammonium channel activity. Gene Ontology annotation, cellular component: plasma membrane. The record is from RefSeq and is a predicted model, not a curated record. Gene Ontology annotation, biological process: ammonium transmembrane transport; ammonium homeostasis. Lineage: Eukaryota; Metazoa; Chordata; Actinopteri; Cyprinodontiformes; Nothobranchiidae.
CAGAGUUGACCAAUAAUGUCUUUGACCUGUCUUAUCUAAACACAGAUAAACCAGCCUGCAAAACAAACGACUCAUUUGUUGCAACAAGCUGCCAGGAUGAAGAAGAAGUCGACCACCCUCCGCGUCAGGUUUCCUGUCUUUGUGUUUGGGACUCAGGUGCUUUUUGUUGCACUCUAUGCUGCCUUUGUCACCUACGAUGAGCACGCUGACGCACGCUUUCAAACCAACCAGACCAACCCAGUGCACAACACUGUGUACAGGGACUACCCUUUCUUUACAGACAUACAGGUCAUGAUAUUCCUCGGCUUUGGGUGCUUGCUGGCAUUUUUUCGACUCUAUGGCUUUGGUGGGAUGGUUUUAAACUUUCUGAUGGCAACUUUUGCCACCCAGUGGGCAAUCCUGGUGCAGGGCUACUUCCAGUUCUACCAUGAUGGUAAGAUCCAUCUUGGGGUGAUCAACCUCAUAAACGCAGAGUUCGCCUGCGCUGUGGUUCUCAUCUCGUUCGGAGCAGUGCUGGGGAAGACAAGCCCGCUGCAGCUGUUAGUCAUGGCUCUGCUGGAGGUGCCGGUGUUUGCAGUCACGGAGUGGACUGUGCUAACGUAUCUGAAGAUCAAUGAUGCAGGGGGAUCCAUUCUCAUCCAUCUCUUUGCCUGUUAUUUUGGUUUGGGUGUGACUUCAGUGCUGUACCGGUCUGGUCUAAACGAAGGCCACGUGAAGGAGAACACCAGCUAUCACUCAGACAUCCUCUCUGUUAUGGGGACCUUGUUCCUCUGGGUGUUCUGGCCCUCAUUCAACUCAGCAUUGUGCCUGAAUGGAGACGACCAGCACAGGGCCAUCCUCCACACGUUUAUCGGCCUCAGCGCCUCCACCCUCACAGCGUUUGCCCUCUCUGCUAUGUUCAACAAAAAUGGUAAACUCACCAUGGCUGAUAUCCAGAAUGUCACCCUGGCUGGAGGUGUGACAGUCGGAGCAUCUGUUGAUAUGAUGAUAACGCCUGCAGCUGCUUAUGCUUUGGGUAUGAUGGGCUGCAUUGCCUGCAUGCUGGGUUACAAGUACCUGAGCCCAUUCUUGGCGCAGCGCUGCAGGAUCCAGGACCAGUGUGGGAUACACAACUUGCACGGACUAACAGGACUUAUUUCAUGCGCUGCAGGGAUAUGUGCCAUACUGAUGGCCAGCGAGGAUGUCUAUGGUCCAAGCUUGUAUGAGAUAUUUACCCACAGAGCACCAGUAGAGGGGGACCCAAAGCUGCAGGAGCUCCAGAUGUUGAUCCCUGGUUUACAGGCGGGUUUGGGACGAAGUGCUCGGGAACAGGCUCUCUUCCAGGUUGCAGCUUUAUUCUUCACAAUAGGAAUGUCAGCUCUGGGAGGAAUUCUCACAGGUUGUGUGUUGAGGUUGCCUUACCUUGCAUCGCCCUCUGAUGACUGCUGCUUUGAUGAUGAGCUGUUUUUUGAGGUUCCCCCAGACUAUGAUUUGCCACUUAAAAUCUGCAACAAAAUUACUGUAGAUGAUUCUGCUGCUUGAUGUGAAACAUGCAGGUGUUUUUCCCCCUGUUCAUUUAACUUGUAACCCAGAAAUAAAAAAAUAAAAAAAUAAAAAUUCCUGAAAGCAGUAGGAUGUUACCUUGCCUGUGUGUUGCUCUAACUUUAAAAUAUAUACGAUUUCCAUUGCACUGUAAAUACAUGCUGAAAUAAGAUGCAGGCCACUGAUUCUGAAACAUUUCUGGAUGUUGAUGUGAAGAAUGCUUAUAAACUCUUCAGGUGAAUAAAGUCUUUCGACCAAC